Colletotrichum phormii is the source of this 1143-nucleotide messenger RNA. RefSeq lists its product as uncharacterized. Lineage: Eukaryota; Fungi; Ascomycota; Sordariomycetes; Glomerellales; Glomerellaceae. The coding region runs from base 379 to 1062 and encodes 227 amino acids. The transcript is spliced from 5 exons. The record is from RefSeq and is a predicted model, not a curated record.
GAAUUCACAUUGAUUGGAGUUGCGGCUGCCUUGAUCGGUGCUCGAAUCUACCUGCGAUUGGUCAUUCAGGAUCUUCCCCUUAUCACGAGCGACAUUCUUGUCUGCGUCGCAUGGGUCUUUACUGUAGCAUCCGCUUCUUACGAUAUUGUCUUUCAUAAAAUGGGGGUAUUACAUUCGCACGUUGCCUACACCCUUGAAGGAUAUGACGGAACUCCCGAGGAUGUAGAACUGCUUACUAACUAUUACACUCAGUUGCAAUGGAGUGGCCAGUUUCCCUUCUUCACAGCCUUCUAUCUCUGCAAGGCGACACUUUUAAGCCUAUAUGCUCGUUUCUUCCCGAUUUUCAUGGAAACUCGCCGCAAGAUCUUGUGGUGAACCAUGGUUUAUUGCGGCUGUGCAUAUGUGACCAAUAUGCUCACGAUACUUCUGAUCUGUAGGCCAGUGCAAGGAAACUGGUCACAGGAUCCGGCAGUCGCGUGUAAUCCAAUAGUGUUCGCCCAAGUAUUCCAGAUCGCUUGGGCGUUGAACUUUGCCGCGGAUUUGAUGAUAUUCUGUCUUCCGUUCUUAGUAUUGUACCGGUUACAGCUGCAAAAGAGUGUCAAGAUCAGUGUUUACUGCACAUUCUUUCUGGGAGCCAUCAACUUAGCAGUCAGUUUGGCACGGUUCCUGGGUAUCCAGGUGUCAGUGACAUCUUUUCGCUCCUUCACACUCAUUGAGUUGUGGAGUGCUCUUGACUUGCAAGUCGGUCUAAUGAUUGCUUGUCUACCGACGCUACGGCCAUAUCUAUCCUACAAUUGGGGAAUAUGGCCUUUCCGCUCAGCAACACAAACCCCCAAAAGCUCCAGCAACCGUACAGAGCUUUCCGAGCUUUCCGAGCUUUCUCAACAAAACGAUCAGCCAAUGUCACAAAUUCGAAACAUCGACGACCUAGCCUUAACGGAUAAUGUCAACAACAACGAUGGACAGAGUGGGGAUAAUUCGAACGGCGAUCUCGAAUCGUCAGCUUUGGGAAGCCCUAAAUCGCCAGCGUCGAUGCUUCGCAGUAAUCACCAAGCAAGAUGAAUCAUGAGCUAUGUUAUUUGAUAUUCACACUAGUUAAGCGAAUAUAAUGAGAUUCACUAGAAUGGAGAAGAGACCGAUUAG